Molecule: messenger RNA, 2004 nt
Organism: Helobdella robusta
Lineage: Eukaryota; Metazoa; Annelida; Clitellata; Rhynchobdellida; Glossiphoniidae
Exons: 12
Coding region: 1-2004 (667 amino acids)
Source: RefSeq, a predicted model, not a curated record
AUGACAAUUUCGUACGAACAAGAGUUGAAUUCAUUGAAGCAGGAGAUUACAGAAAUGAAAAAGGAAUACGAAAGUUUAAUGGGGAAAUACAACGAAAAUGCUCAGUUUGAAAAUAAAUUACUUGAUAAAGAUUCAGAAAUCAAGAUUAUGAAUCAAAAAUUAGAUAGCUGUAGACAGCAAAUAAUCGAUCUCGAGAAUGAAAAGAAAAGCUUAACAAAACAAUUGGAGCCUGCUAAAUUUUAUAAAAGGCAAUUGGACCAAAUGAAGAGCAAAUUACAGGAAAAUGAAUCAACUAUCGCUGAACAAAAAUUGGUAAUAAAUGAGCUAAGACAAAGCCAGUUAACGUUAGAAGAACAGAAAAAAAAGUUAGAUUCCCUGGUCGAUCAGUUGGGCAGGGAUCUUAUAGAAUCAAAUAAGAAAAUGUCAGAGAUGCUACAAGAGAAGCAGCAGUUAGAAAUGAACGGCCAGCUGAUUGUUCAACUUGAAAAAGAUCUUCAGCUUGCCAAGCAGGAAAUAUCCCUACAUGUGAAAGUUGAAGAUUGUUUACGAGAAGAAGUGAGGAAUCUUCAGAAUAAUUUCCAGACAAGUUCUCAAGAAUGUGAAAAGCUGACAAACCGACUUGUAGAAAAGGUGGCAGAAGUCAGAAACGUAGAUUCAACUGCUUUAAAACAGCUGCAAGGAGAGCUGCAAAAGUUGAAAGAAGAUAUGUUGCAUAUGGAAUUCAGAUUUAGGCAAGAGCUGAAAGAAAUGGAGACUGAACUGGAAUAUGCCAAGAAAACAUUAAUGGAGAAGGAAAAGUUAAUUACGUUGAUGAGAAGAAAUGAUGAAAAUGAUGAAGAAACGAAGAAACGAAGAGAUGAGAAUGAGGACAACAAUUGGAUACAAAUGCAGAUUAUCACUUCUCAAUGGAAUGCUUUAAAGUUGGAAAAUAUGAACCUACGAAAGUUGCUUGUUGGUGACAAGACGAUGGGUGAUAACAGAUCCUCCCCAAUGCUGCAUUCAUUCAGUGAAGACUCGUACAAUCGAUUUUUGGAACUGCAGGGUGCUUACCACAAAUCUCUCAAAGAUCUUAAUCAGCACUCACCCGGAAAACAUCGCACCUCACCUCGCUUGCCAACUGAGCAGUCAAACAAGACUAAAAUUUGUGACUCGCCAAGUGCACAUCAUGAGCGAAAAAAAGGGCAACAAGUCUGUGAAUUACAUCCUCGAAAUUCUAAACAGCAACCUCGCCUCUCCAAUAUUUCAUCUGCCUGUGAAAAGGCAAGAUUGAGUGGUCUGCGUAUCAAGCGAUCGCCCGAUACUUCAGUGAAGACAUCCGCAAAAAAUAAAUUUUCACCGUUGAGAGACAAUCUCAAUAGGGCAGCUAUUUCUCUAACUGUCAAAAAAGAAACUUGUGGAGAUGGAUUGGAAUGGCCGGUGGCGUCGAUGUCACUUGGGAAGGAUAACUCAGACUUUCUUACCGAAAAUAAUAAGCCAGGAGACCGGGAAGUUGUGGAUUGCCUAAGAAAGUUCUGUGGUCGACAUAGUCCAUCAAAAACAAAAGAAUUUACGACAAAAGCACUAACAACACAUGAAAGAGGCUCUAAAAUACUUGAAAACGAUCAAAAUAAAAUUGAUUUCGACGCAACUCCAAAAAUUUCUACAGGCAAUAUCAGAUGGAAAAAGUCUAAAAUUACAGUCCAUGAUAAAAAUAAAAAUUUAAGCAUGAAUAACAAUGAAAGGAACGAUGUUAACCUCUUAAAAGGUAAUAAUGUCGCUUCUACGUAUGACAUUUGUUCCAAUUUUCAAUGCUCAUUCUCAAAGAGUAGCAUGAAGAAUGUUGAUAAAAUUGAAAUUGUGGACAACACUGAAAAUGUUGAUUCAUUCGAUUGUUUGACCACUGAUGUGUCUCCCAAUCAAACUGAUGUUCUCUGCAGCAAGUUUGAUUCACUGAAGGAUUCAUUGGAAGGCAUAUCUGAAGACUUACCACUUGAUGAAGUGGAUAUUUUAUUUUCUAAUUUUUAA